CGCACGCAAACCGCUGCGACGGCCCCGGGCAACGACAUGAUGGCUCCCAUGCAGCGCCCGCGCCCGCUGUCGGCCGCGACCGUCCUCACAGCCGUCACAGACGCAACCGACGCGACCGACCAGUCCAUCGAGGCCGAUCCCGACGGCCGCUCCCUCAACUCGGCAGACUUCGAAGCGGAAACCCAGAGCCUCACGCCGUCGGUGCAGGACGUGCUGCACGAGUACGGCCGCACAUAUCAGAAGUGGAAGGCCGGAGCAUACCCGUUCCCCAACGACGAGCUUGAAUACGACCGCCUGAAAUGGCAGCACAUCCUCUUCAAGGUCCUGCUCAACGACCGCAACUGGUUCGCCCCGCUCACCGGCCUGCCACAGAAACGCCCCCGCGCGAUUCUGGACAUUGGCUGUGGCACCGGCUCCUGGUGCCGCCAGAUAGCCCUGGAAUUUCCCCGGAGUCGCGUUGAGGGCAUUGACCUAACACCGCCGCCCAAGCGCAUGAUCAAAGAUUCGCCCGAGAAUUUGUUCUUCAACAUCGACGACAUCAGAGACAAGAUCUGGUGGGGUCUUGCCAACGGCCACACGUACGACUACAUCCACACGCGCAUGAUGCUGGGCAUCUUCCACGACUUCCGCGAGAUUAUCCAAAAGUGCUUCAACAACCUCGAGCCCGGCGGCUGGAUGGAGUCUCAGGAACUCGACAACAAGGUUUGCUGCGACGACGGCACUAUGCCGGCCGACUGGCCCCUCCUGGAGUGGUCCAAGGAUCAGAACCAAGCCGCGCAGGACAUCCUGGGCACACCGCUUCGCAUCGCUAACAAACUGAAAAUGUGGUACGAACAAGCCGGCUUCGUCGACGUCAGGGAGGAGGUCUUCUACAUACCGAUCAACGAGUGGGCCAAAGACCCCAGGCUGAAGCUGCUCGGAAAGUUCAUGAUGCACAACAUGCAGGCAGGCUUGUAUGGAUGGUCGGUCAACUACUUCAACCGAGCUUGGGGCUGGACAGAGCCUGAAGUCCGCGUCAAACUCGCUCGCGUGCACAACUCGCUGUUUGACAAGAACGUACACGCCUACUACAAGGUCUUCGUUGUCUACGGCAGGAAGCCCCGUGUAGGAGAACCACCCUCACGGGUCCCGAAGCCCGACCACUGGCCGACGGCAGACAACAGCUACAACGACGACGACGAUCUUUAGCACGCGUUUAAUUCUGGAGGACGCACUUGUGGUUUCCAGCGACUUUCGUACCACCGGCGUUCAGGUCAUUUCUCCUUUGAGAUACCCUAUAUCAUGCGUUACAGGCUUGCGUUAGAUGUUCUAUUGUCUCGAAAGCUUUGGGCGGCCUUGCGUUCUCGACACUUUUGCUGCUUGGCAGCACGACAAAGAAAGAGGUGGACUGGGAAGGGGGCUUAUAUUUAACAGUACAACUUGCACAAGAUCUACCGCACAAGAAUCCAUUUCGGUCAGAUGUUUGUUUACACUUUCGCUUACUCUCUGCUAGCGUACGAUUGCUGACUCGCGCGCCAGCCCUAC
This is a messenger RNA of Boeremia exigua, 1524 nucleotides long. RefSeq names its product S-adenosyl-L-methionine-dependent methyltransferase. The record is from RefSeq and is a predicted model, not a curated record. The coding region runs from base 37 to 1188 and encodes 383 amino acids. Lineage: Eukaryota; Fungi; Ascomycota; Dothideomycetes; Pleosporales; Didymellaceae. Gene Ontology annotation, molecular function: methyltransferase activity. The transcript has 9 exons.